AUGAUUAAUAACGUGAGGUCGGACCUGUUACGGGCGAUGGUGUGCUCUGUUAUUGCAAGCAUAAGGAUUAUGCAUCAAGAUGGAUACCAAGACAUGAACUACACCAACCUCUUUCAUCAUAUCCUCUCCCACGAAUCGCCCAGAAAACUGAGUGUGAAGCGUGUGACACUUAACUUGAAGCCUAAAGCUUCCGCCGUUGUGCUAGGGGAAUAUCCCACCCUCAUCACUUCCGAUCUUAAUGGCCAUUAUCACGGGAAAUACAAGUGCAUUGACGGUCGGGGCCAAGGUUGUGUUGCCAUGACCGCUGCCGCUUACGUUGAAAUCCAGAAACUGGCGAACUUCGUGGUGCUGAUCUCAGAUGAAGACAUUAAAAAGAUUUUCACACAAGCACUCGGAUUCUUGAAAGCAACGACUAGAACGGCAUUAUUAGAACUGCUACAGAUCUACCAUCCCAGAGAUUACAGAGGCUGUGAGAACGAACAGGUGAUGUGCGUGGGGGUUGAGGAUUCAUGGGUGGUUGAAGCGAUCUCUCGUGCCAUUCGCACUCUCAUCAUCGUCGACGGAGGAAACUCACCAACAGCGAAAAGUCGGAUAGAACUCUGGAAGGAGAUGGAACGAAGGGGCCUACUUGUUCACCGCACUCUGCCGAACCCCAAGAUUCUGGAAAGUCUCUCUUUGUACGACUGGAGGGAAUUUUUGAACAAAGAAAGGCACUUCCUGAAGAUUCCAAGGGGAUCCAUGAUAGAGGAACACCAAGAAGGAGAAAAUACUCUUAGAGCAGGUAAUCAGAGAAUAUUUGCAAUGGGAAGAAAUAAAAACCUGCUUCCCGGAUAUUGGGAAAUCCACCCUUCUACUACUCUCUGGGUCAGGGACCAACAUCGCAUAAAUGAUGUGUUUCUAGCCCACACUGAAAAACUCAUCCAUGGCACAUGGAAAAAUAUUCACAUCCUUCAUCUACAUGAGGAGGAACAUGUUACGGCUCCUUUUGGCUGGGAUGAGACACUCCCCGUCCGAAAUGGAUUCCUCAUAGAUGGCACAGCGGGAGCAGCCAUAGACGACUCUCUGUUCCUCGUGGGAGGGAAGAGCAAUUCUGAGGAAGUUCUCCAACUCAACCUCGAAACAGAGAAAUGGUGCGAGCUCCCGAAUAUGAAAGAAAAGAGAACAAGGGCGGCUUUAGUGAUGAAGGACCCUCACACCAUCCUAGUCUUGGGAGGUCAAGACCCUCAAACGAGGAACUACCUCUCCAGCUGCGAAUGCUUAGACAUAAGAAUGUUGAAGCCAUUAAAAUUUCCCGACCUCCCAUAUUCUCUCUCAGAUCAUGCAGUCACCGUGUCCCACCAAUACAUAUAUAUUUCGGGAGGAUGGGAUGGGCAGCAAUCGCUCGGGCAGGUACACAGGAUGAAGGUGAACGAAGUAGGACCCUGGGAAACACUCCCCUCCUUCAAGAUUGCGAGGUUUAAUCAUGGCAUGGUGGAAGAUAGCGCAGGAAAACUCUUGGCUAUUGGCGGGAGAUAUAAAAGGCCAGAGCAGAGAGAUUCCAUCUAUGUCCAAGAGACGGAGAAGUUUACCGAGGAUGGAUGGAAAAGUGAUGGUGAACUGCCCCUCAUUAGAGUUCGCCUGGACUGCCAGAACUGCCAAACCAUCAGAAGUCAACUCAAUCCUCUUGAAUGGUUCAAUGGAGUGGAAUUCCAAAGGUUUCCUCUUUCCGUCGCCGACUUGGUACGGAAAAUGGAGCAUCAGCUUGCACGCUACUCAUUGUCCUUGCAAGGGCUCCCAAACCGCCUUUAA
Messenger RNA from Darwinula stevensoni, 1788 nucleotides. The record is from the annotation of a GenBank genome assembly. NCBI's taxonomy places the organism in Eukaryota, Metazoa, Arthropoda, Ostracoda, Podocopida, Darwinulidae.